This is a messenger RNA of Syngnathus acus (greater pipefish), 3069 nucleotides long. It is a transcript of the gene gramd2aa, whose product is annotated as GRAM domain containing 2Aa. Bases 876 to 2039 code for a protein of 387 amino acids. The record is from RefSeq and is a predicted model, not a curated record. Gene Ontology annotation, biological process: regulation of store-operated calcium entry. Gene Ontology annotation, cellular component: extrinsic component of cytoplasmic side of plasma membrane; endoplasmic reticulum membrane; organelle membrane contact site. Gene Ontology annotation, molecular function: phosphatidylinositol-4,5-bisphosphate binding. The transcript is spliced from 12 exons. NCBI's taxonomy places the organism in Eukaryota, Metazoa, Chordata, Actinopteri, Syngnathiformes, Syngnathidae.
AUGCUAGGCUGUUACACACAUAUGAAUUUGUGAUUUGUGUGAUUUUUUUGGGGGAAGAAUAACACACAUCACAAGCAUUAUAGUCAGUAUAACCAUUUAGAGACAUCUGAUAAUCAGGCCUGUGAAGUCUCUAGGUUUUUCUUAAUUAUUCGACUUAAAAUGGACAAACGUGGGCCACAAAUAUUUCACGAGCAGAUCGAUGAGAAAAAAAUCAGUCCUAUUGCACGUCACAUGCGAUGGCGAUGUUUUAGACAUCCGACAGUCAGGCAUUUGCUUACUUGACUGGUAAUGAGACUCGGAAUCAAAUACUUCCUGAUUAUCGUUAUGUGUAUAUUCUCUCUCACCAUUUUCCAAGCAGGUCGGUGAGGAGAAAUCACAAGUCACACAGGACAAUCAAUCAAGAGGAAAUCUUUUAGAGAUAUCUGAUAAUCCGGAUCAAAUUGUUUCCAUUUAUCAUCAGAAUCAACUUUAUGGGCCAAGUUGUUGUUUAUAAUAUGUUUAUAAUCCACUUAAUACUAUUUUCCGAACCGGUUGUGAAAUCACUUUCAACAACCUGCAUUACUGCACUCUGUAAAACCCUCUCAAAUCCCUCCUGAUCGUCAGCAUGUUUGUACCUUGUGGACCUCAAAAUAUUAGAAAAAUAAAUUAUGCAGAUUGUUUAAUACCGAACAAACGGAUGCAUUUUUGUAAUUACGGUACAAACGUGUUCCUAAGAUUGUGGCCAGUGAGUGCUUACACCAUGUGAGAUCGUGCAGCCGUGAAUCAAGGGUAUUAUUCUGGGCAUCCGUAGCGUGUAAAUAGAAAUCAGCGCAUGUAAUCCCCUUGCAGAGAGCGCACAGCCCAGCGAGCCCACACUGGGCGAUAGGGCCAGGAGCAUGACUGAGCAGCAGGAACACUCUGAAGAAACAGGCCUGCUGACCACACAGGACCUGGAAGCCUCCAAGGACGAAGACGCGCAUGGACACCUCAGGUUUCAUCUGAUUGAAGAGCUGUCCUACGAGGAUGUAAAAAAAUGUUACCGUGGCUCGUGUGUGUCUUGCAGUGACUUGCUUCAGGCCAUGGAUGAGUGUGUGUGUGUGUACGGUGCCAACGUGCUGAGCCUGGUGCAGAGCUCGCCGCCUCUGAGGGAGCGGGUGGUGUCGGCGGUGAGCCGGGUCGGAGCGGCCGGCGGCUGGAGAGGGGGUUCCGGUGCCGUGCAGGCGGGCCGGUCCGCCAAGGAGCUGCUCAUGACUCUGCCCUGUCCCUCUGCACAGACUGUCAGCAAGUACAACUCGCAGUACCACAAACUGUUCCAGUGUGUGCCCAAGGAUGAGCUCCUUAUGAAAGUGUAUUCCUGUGCUCUUCUCAGAGAUAUCCUGCUCCAAGGCAGGCUUUACAUCUCUAGAAAUUGGCUUUGUUUCUAUGCCAACCUCUUCGGCAAGGACAUUAAGGUGGCCAUCCCUGUUGUCUCAGUGCGGUUGGUGAAAAAGCACAAAACAGCAGGCCUGGUGCCCAAUGGCUUGGCUAUCACCACAGACACUAACCAGAAGUAUGUAUUUGUGUCGCUUCUAUCAAGAGACAGUGUGUAUGACGUCCUUCGUAGGAUCUGCACACACCUACAGGUCAAUGGGAAGAGUCUGAGUUUGAAGCAGUACAUGGAGGAACCCACAUUGUCACUGGAUGAAUUCCCAACCCCUGACGGGUUUCCAGUGGUGGAUGAAUUCCCGUCAGUGUUAAAGUGGAGAAGGAAGGCCUCAGUGGUGUCUGUGUCCUCCUCCCUUCCUGACCUGCUGGGGAACUCCAGCAGCAGUCUGAGUGUUGCAAACACACCCUUCAAGUCAGAGCAGCCUUUAGAAGAGGGAGCCCUGGAGACAGACAGAGGCCUUUUAUCGGAGCCAGUGGCAGAGUUGGGCCAGAUGGAAUACCAGCUGCUCAAGUUCUUUACCCUGCUGAUCAUUCUCCUCAUCCUGUCUUCAUGCUACUUGGCAUUCCGUGUCUGCAGUCUGGAGCAGCAGCUCUCCUUCCUCAGUAACCCACAUUUGCCCCUCAGGGAGAGGUAACCUCGGCUCCCCUAGAUGGGCCUUUGGUUUGGCUGCUGGUCAAGCCUGCCACGUAAAGAUCCACAGUCAUUUCCGGCUCUCCACUUCAUCAAAUGACAAAGCAACGACCCCAGACAUCUCUCUGUGGGACUAGGGAUCACUUUGACUAUGCACACAGACUUUUUAUUUGUGUCCCGUAAUCACCCCGAAGUAAUCAUUCAGCUCAGUAAUUACUUGAAAAGACUCAAAAUAGAGGCAUUUCAUUUGUGGUUCAGCCAACUUACAACCUGUCGACCUUAUAACAGUCUUGACGUCUGCACUUUUAAAAAAAGAAAUACAUGUCAUCCUAAUUUUCAAAGCAUUUAUAAAUGUAUGUAUCGUUGUUGCACAGUGGUUAAAACGUGCCUCACAGUUCAGGGGUUCGAAUUUCAGCUCUGAUGUUUGCAUGUACUCCCCAUGCUUGAGUGGCUUCUUCCUAAAAACAAGCACGUUAGGUUCAUUGAUAACUCUAAAUUGUCCUUAGGUGUGUUGGAUGGAUGGAUGGAUGGAUGGAUGGAUGGAUGGAUGGAUGGAUGGAUGGAUGGAUGGAUGGAUGGAUGGAUGGAUGGAUGGAUGGAUGGAUGGAUGGAUGGAUGGAUGGAUGGAUGGAUGGAUGGAUGGAUGGAUGGAUGGAUGGAUGGAUGGAUCGAUGAUUCUUGAAUGGAGGUACUGAGUUGUCACCUUUAAAGGUAUUUAUGCAACGGAGGUUGCAGCACUUGACUAAUUGAAAAGAUUUUUAAACUAAUAUGAUGAAGCAAUAACACCUUGUGUGUUAAUUACAAUGUGAAUGCAAUUUCGUAAUUUAGUAACAUAUGUCUAUUUAUAGAUGUAUUCAUCUGUUCUCAAAGAGUAGUUUGUUUUAUAAAUUUCAAAUGAAGUGCUCACUCAUACUAAUGAUGAGCGUAAAUGUUAUCUUGACUUUGUUGAAGAAUAGUAUGUUGAUUUUUGCGAACUGGUUGUCGCUCUAGUUUAGCGAUGAGCUCCUUGUUGAUUAAAAUUACGACAGACCAGA